This is a messenger RNA of Hyalella azteca, 1320 nucleotides long. RefSeq names its product ATP synthase subunit gamma, mitochondrial (gene ATPsyngamma). Gene Ontology annotation, molecular function: proton-transporting ATP synthase activity, rotational mechanism. The transcript is spliced from 5 exons. The coding region runs from base 34 to 852 and encodes 272 amino acids. NCBI's taxonomy places the organism in Eukaryota, Metazoa, Arthropoda, Malacostraca, Amphipoda, Hyalellidae. Gene Ontology annotation, biological process: proton motive force-driven ATP synthesis. The record is from RefSeq and is a predicted model, not a curated record.
AGUGGCAGAUGCAUUCAGCAGCAGGAGCGUGGCAUGGCAACCCUUAAGACCAUUUCAAUGCGUCUUAAGUCUGUCAAGAACAUCCAAAAGAUCACCCAGUCCAUGAAAAUGGUGUCUGCUGCCAAGUAUGCACGGGCUGAGAGGGAUCUCAAGCCUGUGCGCCCUUAUGGUCAAGGUGCUGCUGCUUUCUAUGAAAAGAUUGAGGCUGCCCCCGUGGCUGAGAAGCCUAAAGAGCUUAUUAUCGCCAUGUCCUCCGACCGAGGAUUGUGUGGUGGUAUACACUCUGCUGUGUGCAAGAUGGUCAAGGCAGAACUGGCUGCAUCUCCAAAUCCUGAGAAUAUUGGCAUUGUGUGCAUUGGUGACAAAGCAAGGGCUCAGCUUCAGAGAGUGGCCAGCAACAACAUUCUCUUCCAAGUAAAUGAAGUUGGUCGCAAGGUCGCUACUUUUGAAGAUGCUGCUGUAAUUGCUUCAGCCAUUAUCAACUCGGGUUAUGAUUUCGGCUCUGGCAAGAUCAUCUUCAACAAAUUCAAGAGUGUGGUGGCAUACAACACAACAGUUCUGCCAGUGUUCACUGCAGACAGCAUCACCAGCGCUGAGAAGCUGUCAGUUUACGACUCCCUGGACGCUGACGUCAUCCAGAGCUACAUGGAGUACUCACUUGCCUCGCUGCUCUUCUACGCCUUCAAGGAAGGCGCCUGCAGUGAACAGAGCGCCAGGAUGACCGCCAUGGACGGCGCCAGCAAGAACGCUGGCGAGAUGAUUGAAAAGCUGACCCUGACUUUCAACCGCACGCGUCAAGCUGUCAUCACUGGCGAGCUCAUCGAGAUCAUCUCUGGUGCCGCUGCUUUGUAGAGAUCCAUUUUGCAGGCGUGCCAGCCUCAUUAUACUGAUAUUUAUUGCAAGUAUUCCCUCACUGCCAGCUAUUGUCGGUGCAUCGUAUUUCUGUAGUUAUUCCGCUUCCUUCAUAUGAUGAAUUUUGAAAGAACUAGCAUCAAUGGCAACGCAAGCAUUUUGAGUGAUUAAAUUUUACUACAUUAAUGUUGUAAAUUUAUCUAUUUAUACACUGAUUCUGCGCAAUUAAUUUUUAUGGUUGGAAAAACGAAUUGCGGUAAUCAGUCAGCGAUACAAAUGCCUUGAAAUACGUUAUAAGUCGAGGCUAUGUCUCAGCCCUGUAAAAACUUAGAUCGGUCGUGCUGCCAUACAAGACUGUCCUUGUUGGUAAUGGGAUCGGUUCCACCCUCGCUUCGAACGUAUUUUGAAGCAGAUGUUCCAUAUGGCAGGUUUCUAUAUUGGCUGUCGUAAUAAAUCUAUCCGAUUUAA